Molecule: messenger RNA, 1330 nt
Organism: Erpetoichthys calabaricus (reedfish)
Lineage: Eukaryota; Metazoa; Chordata; Cladistia; Polypteriformes; Polypteridae
Product: eukaryotic initiation factor 4A-I
Exons: 11
Coding region: 60-1280 (406 amino acids)
Biological process (GO): cytoplasmic translational initiation
Cellular component (GO): cytoplasmic stress granule
Molecular function (GO): translation initiation factor activity; RNA helicase activity; ATP binding
Source: RefSeq, a predicted model, not a curated record
CAGGGGGGCGGUACACAUAUAAAUUCCUUCCACAUUGCCGGCUUGUUCAUUGUGAGAGAAUGUCCGCAUAUUACGAAGACAGACCUAGAGACAAUGGCCCCGAAGGAAUGGAGCCUGAUGGAGUCAUUGAGAGCAACUGGAAUGAGAUUGUUGAUAGCUUUGAUGAAAUGAACCUGCGGGAGACUCUUCUAAGAGGAAUCUAUGCCUAUGGUUUUGAGAAGCCUUCUGCCAUCCAGCAGAGAGCUAUUCUGCCUUGUAUCAAGGGUUAUGAUGUUAUUGCACAGGCUCAGUCUGGAACAGGAAAAACUGCCACAUUUGCAAUCUCAAUUUUGGAGCAAGUAGAUAUUGAAAUGAAGGCCACCCAGGCUUUAGUUUUGGCACCUACCAGAGAGCUUGCCCAGCAGAUCCAGAAGGUAAUUUUGGCUCUAGGCGACUAUAUGGGUGCCAGCUGUCAUGCUUGUAUUGGGGGGACCAAUGUCCGUAAUGAAGUGCAAAAACUGCAGGCAGAGGCCCCCAAUAUUGUGGUGGGGACUCCAGGCAGAGUCUUUGAUAUGCUUAACCGCAAAUACCUCUCUGCAAGGUACAUCAAGAUGUUUGUUCUUGAUGAGGCCGAUGAAAUGUUAAGUCGUGGAUUUAAAGACCAGAUCUAUGAGAUUUUCCAGAAGCUUGCUUCUAAUACACAGGUGGUACUUCUGUCGGCCACUAUGCCUGCUGAUGUCUUGGAGGUGACAAAGAAGUUCAUGCGGGACCCAGUCAGAAUCUUGGUAAAAAAAGAGGAACUGACCUUGGAAGGUAUUCGCCAGUUCUACAUCAAUGUUGAAAAAGAGGAAUGGAAGCUGGACACACUUUGUGACUUGUAUGAAACUCUCACGAUAACUCAGGCUGUAAUCUUUAUUAAUACAAGGAGGAAGGUUGAUUGGCUGACAGAGAAGAUGCAUGCAAGGGACUUCACAGUCUCUGCCCUGCAUGGUGAUAUGGACCAAAAAGAACGAGACUUGAUCAUGCGCGAGUUUCGUUCUGGCUCCAGUAGAGUCCUCAUUACAACAGACUUGUUGGCAAGAGGCAUUGAUGUACAGCAGGUAUCUCUAGUUAUCAACUAUGAUCUCCCAACAAAUCGGGAAAACUACAUUCACAGGAUUGGCCGAGGAGGCAGAUUUGGCAGAAAAGGAGUAGCAAUUAAUAUGGUGACAGAAGAUGACAAACGCACCCUGCGAGACAUAGAGACAUUCUACAACACAACAAUAGAGGAGAUGCCAAUGAACGUUGCUGACUUAAUCUAAAAACUGUUGUGCUGCUUUACCAGUCCUGUCACAACAUCCCCCCCCAACCC